Cuscuta campestris is the source of this 3689-nucleotide messenger RNA. The record is from the annotation of a GenBank genome assembly. NCBI's taxonomy places the organism in Eukaryota, Viridiplantae, Streptophyta, Magnoliopsida, Solanales, Convolvulaceae.
UAGAAGAUUUUUUUGGGACUUCAGAGACUAUGUUUUAAUGAAAAAAUGGGUUGUUUACAAUUCAGAUUUAAGAAAGAAUUUCUAACAUAAAUUCAGAAAAUAUUUUUCCAACAAUUUUUUUUUAUGAGCUUGAGUUGAACUGGAGUAUUUUAUUCAUAGGUGCAUUGUUAUUUCUUAAAAAAAGGCAUCUGAGAACUAUCAAAUAAAGAGUCAAGACUUUGCCCUUUUUUGUCUAAGAUGUUUGAUCUCACUGUAAAGUAACAAAGUAACAAACAAUCUAAUUAGGCCUAAUUUCUUUAAACUAUGAGACUGUUAUGCCCACACACAAUCAUGUGAGUUCUAUGUUCUUAAAACGAAUUUAAAAGGAAAUGCAUUGUAAAGAUGCCUCAUUUGAGCUGUUUAAAAUGGCUUUUGAUUGCCAUAAUUUCUAAAAGGAGCAACAAAAAGGAUGCCAUUAGGACAAAAUAGAGUUUCACAGCAUGAUAGAAAAAACAGUUCUUGACCAGAUCUUUGGAAAAAAAUGUAGCUAAAAAGGAAUCAAAUAAAAAAUUGUUUAGUAAGGUGUAACAACAAGAAGUUAGAGGUUUAUGUGUUUAUUUGGAAAAUGAAUUUAUGAGUAAUACUAGAACUAGUUUUUUUAUUGUUUACUUUGACUUUGUGAUUCGUUAUUUGGUUUGCUUUGGAGUUUUGUUUUGAGUGGUCACAGGUUGAUAAGAGUACAAUAUAAAUUCUCCAUAUUGUUUCGAGCAAAACAAAGGGUCUAGCCGAAGACACUAAAAGAGGGAAUCUUUCUAGGAGGCAACGUAGAGAACCUAAGUUGGAAGAGCAAACCAUGUUUUGUGUCGCAUAAAUCUCGUGUAUAACUAGUUUAAAAAAGAAACAAAAAAACCGACGCCAUAAAAAGAAAAAAAUGCAAUAAAUGGCUAGGUAGGAAAAAAUGAAAAAAAUGAAUAAAAGCUCUAGGCGAUGAAGGCUGCUUGGGUUUCCAAUCUGCGAUAGGCGACAACUGUAAUUCAGAUCUGAUGGGUCAGCAAAGCUCUAAUUCCUAUUAGCUAUGAAUCUGUUCAAAUUUGAUCUAGUCUGCAGCAUAGAAGAAAAAAAUUCAAAUUUUAACUCAUGGAGUUGUAUUCAAUGGUGGGAAGAAGGCAAAGAAGAAGAAGCUGAAUCCACCCGACGACGGACCCGACAUAUAUAUUAAUUUAAAUUUAGAAGAUGUAUAUUUAAAAAUGUGAAAAAUGAAGGUUUGAAGCCCCAAUUUGAAGCCACGGGGCUUCAAACCCAUUUCCAGUGAAAUUUGGUGUAAGUUAAAGCUGAUGUGGAAGAGAGAGAAAGUCUGAAGCUCCAGUUUGAAGCCCCGAAGCUUCAUAACCAUUUCCAAUGCUCUAAUAGUUUACUACCUCCGUCUCACUCUUUUUGUCCAGUUUUGACUUUUGGAACUGUUCAUAUAAGCACUUUGACUCAUCAAAUUCUCAAUCUAACCCACCCGCCGUUUGUUUCUCUUUGAUGGGUUCUUUCAAGUGUCAGCUCAGCCAGCACCCAUUCCUAACGACGGUUUUAAUCAUCCCCGCGAGUUGACUCAGUACUGCCGUUUUUUUAAAACAUCAAAACUCAGUUCAUGCAUUUGCAAAGAGGCCAAAUUGAAGAUCCUCUGAUAUAUUGUUCUUGCUUUCUUGCUUCAAGAUUGUAUUUUUUUUGUUUCGCUUUCAAGAAUCCUGUUGAACUUGUUCUGGGUGGCUUCUAAUUUCUAAAAAAGACAGAAAGAUUGUUUCUUUUUUUGAUUUUUGAUUUUUUUUGGGGUGGUGAGAGGGAAAUGUCAGGUGGAGGAGAGAGCUCAAGGAAGAUUGACCAGACCCCAACUUGGGCUGUGGCGGUUGUCUGUACGGCUAUUAUUGUCAUCUCUAUUGCCUUGGAGAAGAUUAUCCACAAGCUUGGAACGUGGCUGGCGGACAGACACAAGAAAGCUUUGUUUGAGGCUUUCGAGAAAGUGAAAGCCGAAUUGAUGAUUCUCGGAUUCAUCUCGCUGAUCCUUGUAUUUUGUCAGAACUACAUUCCCGGAAUAUGUAUUCCAACACAUGUUGCUGACACUAUGCUGCCAUGUAAAGCCACUGACAAUGAGGCUAAAGAGGAGGAACACCGUCGGAGGCUAUUAUGGUAUGAGCGCCGGGGUUUGUCAGCCAGCGAAGCACGAAAAUGCAAGGAGGGAUAUGUAGCCCUCAUAUCUGUUGAAGGGCUGCACCAAAUACACAUCCUUGUUUUCUUUUUGGCAAUCCUGCACGUGGUUUAUAGUGCCGUUACUAUGUUGCUGGGGAGACUAAAGAUCCGGGGAUGGAAGCAGUGGGAACAAGAAACUUCGUCUCACAAUUACGAAUUCUCAAAUGAUCCUUCAAGAUUCAGACUUACUCAUGAGACAUCUUUUGUGAGAGCUCACACGAGUUUCUGGACCAGAAUUCCAAUAUUCUUUUACAUUGGAUGUUUUUUCAGACAAUUCUUUAGAUCCGUAAGCAAGUCUGACUAUUUGACCCUGCGCAACGGCUUCAUCAGUGCUCAUUUAGCCCCGGGAAGUAAAUUUAACUUCCAAAAGUACAUUAAGAGGUCAUUAGAGGAUGACUUCAAGGUAGUUGUGGGAGUCAGUCCUGUGCUUUGGGCAUCCUUUGUGAUUUUCCUGCUCCUAAAUGUGAAUGGUUGGAGGGCAUUGUUUUGGGCAUCUGUUAUUCCUUUAAUUAUAAUUUUAGCGGUCGGGACAAAACUUCAAGCUAUUUUGACCAAAAUGGCCCUUGAGAUCACCGAAAGACAUGCAGUAGUUCAAGGAAUCCCUCUUGUGCAAGGAUCCGACAAAUACUUUUGGUUCGGUCGGCCUCAAUUAGUUCUACACCUCAUUCAUUUCGCCUUAUUUCAGAAUGCUUUCCAAAUAACAUACUUCUUGUGGAUAUGGUAUGAGUAUGGAAAGAAAAAUUGCUUCCAUGAAAGUUUUCAGCUGGUCAUUGUGAAAAUGGCAAUAGGGGUGGGAGUUCUGUUCUUGUGCAGCUACAUUACGCUGCCACUUUAUGGGCUCGUGGCUCAGAUGGGUUCGCGCAUGAAGAAAUCAAUCUUUGAUGAACAGACGUCAAAGGCGCUGAAGAAGUGGCAUCAUAUGGCCAUAAAGAAGAAGAACCCAAGUGGAGGGGGGAAGUCUCCAACCAGAACCUUGGGUGGUGGGACCCCACCGUCCUCGUCCGCGGUCCGUUCUACCCCUGCACUCCAUCGGUACAGAUCUCUGGGCAUCCCAACCCGAUCCUAUCCGUUCGACGAUGAGGACGCUUUUGACCCUGAAAACGAUUCGUCAGCGCCGUCCAAUGAUGCAGUAAUGAUGCAAGUUGGUGAUGGUCCCAAGGAAGAAGAACAAGUGGAAGUGAAAGGAGAAGGCACAAAGAGUAGUGGUGGAGGCAGCUUUUCAUUCCCAAAGCCAACAACCCCUUAGAAGAAGCUAUAUUUUCACUAAGUGCGCCCAAUUGCAUACAUAAUAUAUACUGGUACAACUUUUUCUUUCACUGGAUUGUUUUAGUUGUGUUUUUUACUCAUUGGCUGCAUGCUUUACGAGAGAAGUGUCAAAUAGUGGCAAAGGUGCUAGCUAGGAAGAUGUAGAUGAACUUUUUGUAUACUGUAAUUAACUGAGAUUUCUUCAUAAUUCGUAAUAAAGAACUUUGUCUUAG